Molecule: messenger RNA, 2844 nt
Organism: Lactuca saligna
Lineage: Eukaryota; Viridiplantae; Streptophyta; Magnoliopsida; Asterales; Asteraceae
Source: the annotation of a GenBank genome assembly
AUGGAUUUACGAGAAGAAAGUUCAAGACUUGGAUCGACGUUAAGAAAUUUAUCAUCUUCAUCGACGUUAUUCUUCUCUGCAAAUCAAUCACCAUUUUUCUCUCCAAGAUCAUCAUCAUGGCAACCAGCUGAGCUUUCAGAAACUCUUUGUGAUGAUGUCGCCAUUAAUGCUGCAAGCACCUCCAGCGAUCUACAAAACUUCGACAACUUCCAUGAAAACGAAGCUUUUGAAAUCGUGGAAAAGUCAAAGAAAGUCGUGAGAAGUCCAAUCUCCUCCUUUACGCCGCCGUCAACGUCGUACUGUACAACAAGGUUAAGAAGCUUCGACGUGUACAUAGGAUUUCAUGGACGGAAACCGUUACUGUUACGUUUUGUAAAUUGGCUUCGAGCUGAUUUAGAAGUACAAGGAUUGAGUUGCUUCGUUACAGACAGAUCAAAAUGUAGAAACUCACGAAAGCAUGGAAUUGUAGAAAAAGCCAUGGACGCAAGUACAUUUGGGGUUGUUGUUUUAACAAGAAAAUCCUUCAGGAACGCUUACACGAUUGAAGAGCUAAGAUUCUUUUCGAGUAAGAAGAAUUUGGUCCCGAUUUUUUUUGAUGUGGGGCCCGAUGAUUGUCUUGUGAGAGAUAUAGUUGAAAAGCGAGGCGAGACAUGGGAGAAACAUGGAGGUGAGCUAUGGCUUGUUUAUGGCGGAUUAGAGAAUGAAUGGAAAGAUGCAGUGAAUGGUUUGACACGUGUUGAUGAAUGGAAGCUUGAAGCUCGCGAUGGAAAAUGGCGGGAUUGUAUUCUUCGAGCUGUGACGCUUUUGGCUUUGAGAUUAGGAAGAAGAAGCGUUGUUGAUAGGUUAACGAAGUGGCGUGAAAAAGUUGAAAUCGAAGAGUUUCCGUAUCCUAGAAGUGAGAAUUUCAUCGGGAGAAAAAAGGAACUUUCAGAGCUCGAAUUCAUGUUGUUUGGUGAUGUGAUUGGGGAGAGAGAACGAGAAUAUUUUGAACUUAAAGCGAGAGGAAAGAGGAGGGAGGUGAAAACGGAGAUUAGAAGUAGGCGGCGGAAAGGGAAAGAGCCGGUGGUUUGGAAGGAAUCGGAGAAGGAGAUUGAAAUGCAGAAUGGGGACCACGACGGCGACACCCACUUUUCUUCACCGAAACCUAAACCAGGGAGACGGAAACGAGCGGUGAAAGUUGUGUACGGAAAGGGAAUCGCGUGUGUUUCCGGCGACUCUGGAAUCGGGAAAACGGAAUUACUUCUGGAAUUCGCUUACAGGUUUCAUCAGAGGUACAAGAUGGUGUUGUGGAUCGGAGGUGAGAGUAGAUACAUUCGUCAGAAUUAUUUGAAUUUAUGGUCGUUUUUGGAAGUCGAUGUGGGGGUGGAGACUGGAUUAGAGAAAACCAGAACGAAAAGCUUUGAAGAACAUGAAGAAACCGCCAUAGCUAGAAUUAGAAAAGAGCUUAUGAGAAACAUACCUUUCUUAGUAGUAAUUGACAAUUUGGAAUCUGAAAAGGAUUGGUGGGAUCAUAAACAUGUAAUCGAUCUUCUUCCUCGAUUUGGGGGAGAAACUCAUGUUCUUAUAUCCACACGUCUGACACGAUUACUGAACAUGGAGCCAUUAAAGCUUUCAUACUUAUCAGGCGUUGAAGCAAUGUCUCUAAUGCAAGGAAACAUGAACCUGAACAUGAACGAUCGUACCAUUUCGGUUUUGGAAAUUGAUGCAUUACGUUCGAUUGAAGAGAAACUUGGGAGAUUGACUUUAGGUUUAGCCAUUGUUGGAGCUGUUCUUUCUGAACUUCCGAUCACUCCAAGCCGACUUCUGGAUACAAUCAAUCGAAUGCCUUCAAACGGAAGAGAAAGAGAAAGCAAUACAUUACGUCGAAACACAUUUCUAUUUCAAUUGAUCGAGGUUUGUUUCUCCAUAUUCGACCACGCAGAUGGCCCACGAAGCUUAGCGACUCGAAUGGUUCUCGCAAGCGGGUGGUUCGCACCAGGUCCAACUCCGGUUCCAUUACUGGCCCUCGCCGCUAAACAGAUCCCGGAAAAACACCACCGGACACGAUUAUGGCGGAAGAUUUUACGAUCAUUGACGUGUGGUUGUUCAUCGUUAUACGAUAAGAAAUCGGAAACGGAAGCAUGUUCAGUUUUACUCCGAUUCAACAUCGCCAGAAAUUGCACAAAAGACGGUUACAUCCAUUUCAAUAAUUUAACGAAGCAGUACGUACGGAAACGAAGCAUACCAGGAACCGCCCACGCGGUGGUGCAAACGGUGGUGACACGUGGCACAGUGAUUCACAACUCAGAUCAAAUUUGGGCCGCGUGUUUCUUACUAUUGGGAUUUGGAAACGAUCCAGUGGUAAUUGAAACAAAAGCAUCGGAAUUACCUUUUCUAGUCAAAGAUGUAAUCUUACCUCUUGCGAUAAGAACAUUCAUCCGAUUCUCCCGAUGCACUGCUGCUUUAGAGCUUUUACGAUUAUGCACAGACGCACUGGAAGCGGCAGAUGAAGCGCUGGUGACGCCGGUGGAAAAAUGGCUGGAUAAAUCGUUGUGUUGGAAACCGAUUCAAACAGACGCUCAAUUAAACCCUAGUUUAUGGCAAGAUUUAGCUCUUUCUAGAGCGACUGUUCUUGAAAUUAGGGCAAAAUUGAUGCUGAGAGGAGGACAAUUCGACAUUGGAGAUGACUUGAUACGUAAAGCGAUCUUCAUUAGAACUUCUAUAUGCGUUAUGGUUUUGACGACUUUGAAGAAAAUUGGGGGGAAUCAAAUGCAGCAGUUUACAAGAGUUUCUGUUAUCGGGAAUGUAGAGAAAUUUUAUAGUAUUUGUGCGCAUUACAUUUCUGUUUUCAUGGUUGCAAAAUGA